This is a messenger RNA of Lymnaea stagnalis (great pond snail), 357 nucleotides long. The record is from the annotation of a GenBank genome assembly. Lineage: Eukaryota; Metazoa; Mollusca; Gastropoda; Lymnaeidae.
GGACAACAUUGAUUACUUCAUAUCUGGCAUGGGAAGCACAGUGGGGCCUUGUCUGAAUCACUCUAGUCAGGUACCCCCAGGAGCCUCGCUAUUCCGUUACUGUGACAUUCGAUGUAAAGGUGGGUUUUUAUACGCUGAGGCAACUUCUGCCAACAUGACCUUCACCUUCAUCACCGGCAAAGGGGACCAACUCUAUACUGCCACAGUAUUUCCAAGACAUAAUUAAAUUACAGAUCCCUUAAUGUGCCAUACCCAUUUAACUAAAAUACAUUCAAAAUGCCUUCAGUUGAAAUGGAGUUGUCUGGUCUGAUUGUGAACACUUGUGAAUGACCUAUGCUUCACUGGGAUUUAAAAAAG